GCUCUUCAUGCUGUUAAACGAGAGGAUGAUUCACACGGACAGAUCCUGUCUGCCUCUCCCUCCCCUGGCCAUUUAUGCAAACACACACAAUGUACUGCAGCCACUUCAGAAGGUCUCAUUUUGCAAAAGCUGACAGGAAUUGUUCUUCACAUCACUUUUUUGAUUGGGAGUCGUGAUGUUUGUCUGUUUGGCCUUUCACAGAGUGAAGAGAAGAACCGCAAUAAUUCAUCUAUUGAGCAGCGCUUGCAUGAGCUGGAGGAUCAUUACGCCGAGGCCACGACAUUGUUGCACAUCCAGGGCUCAUUGGUCUAUGACCUCCAGGCCCAGAUUCAGAACCUCUCCCUGCUGGUGGAAAAAGUCAGACGUAACCCGGGCUGCAUGAUCAACAUAGUCCGCACCAGCCCAAUGCUCAGUGCACAGGAAGCUCUGCAUCCUGAGGUGCAGCAUGUCAGGAACUGCCCCAUUGACUGUGCCUCCAUCUACUAUAAUGGAGUGCGGCGCUCUGGGAUCUACACCGUGGUGCCCUCACUAGGGGCCAUGCCUGUGGAAGUCUACUGCGAUAUGGACACAGACGGUGGCGGCUGGACUGUGAUCCAGCGUAGGCAAGAUGGCUCUGUGAACUUUGACCGCAGUUGGAAGGAGUAUAAAGAAGGAUUUGGAGACCUGCACACCGAAUACUGGCUGGGAAAUGAACACAUCCAUGACCUAAGCAGUCAGGGAGACUAUAUGCUCCGUAUCGACCUGGAGGACUGGAGCGGGAAACACAAACAUGCUGUUUAUCAGAGCUUCAGUGUGGAGGACGAGAGCACUCAGUACCGUCUGCGUGUGUCGGGCUUCAGCGGGACUGUGGAGGACUCCUUCAGCUGGUACCAUGACAAGCAGAGCUUCAGCACAGCCGACACGGGCAACAUCUGUGCCGAGAUCUCCCACGCUGGCUGGUGGUACAACCAGUGUUUCUACGCAAACCUCAAUGGCAUCUACUACAAGAGCGGCCGCUACUCGCUGAAGGGGAAGAACCCUCUUGGUCCAGAUGGUAUCGUGUGGUACACCUGGAAAGAUUCAGAUUACUACUCUCUGAGGAAGGUCAGCAUGAUGAUCCGACCCAGAACCUUCCAACAGCAUCUGUCACCCUGAAUCAGGCCCAACCGAUGAGCUUGGGCCCGUACGUCAACCAGCCAAUCACAGUUCUCAUAGCCACAGCAACACAGGACGGAUGGAUUAUUCCAUGGUGAAACAGAGGAAAAUCUGUGUAUGGACUGAAUGUUUUCAAGGAGGCUGUGAAACCAUUUUUUAGGUUUAUACCAGACUAGAGAAGGACUGCUGCUGAGAUCCUUGAAAGUCAGUGUUUGCCAUUCAGUGAGUCUAAAGUGUGUUACAUGCCUAUAUUUUCUAUAACCAUGGUUUUAAGAAUUAAAUAUUUUGUUGACAUUUUAUAAAUGUGUAUUAAAAGUAGAUUUAGUUUCUGUAGCAUACAAUGGGACCAAAGAUGAUUGAUUUUUUUUUCUCCAAAGCCCUAAAUAGCAACAAAUAUCCCACAGCACUUUCUUAAACACCUGUUUGCCACUAUUUCCUGAUCAAUAGAAUGAUUACAUGAUUAAUGAUAUAUUAUUGUAUUUAAUCAAAUAUACAG
Sinocyclocheilus anshuiensis is the source of this 1630-nucleotide messenger RNA. RefSeq names its product fibrinogen-like protein 1. The record is from RefSeq and is a predicted model, not a curated record. Gene Ontology annotation, cellular component: fibrinogen complex. NCBI's taxonomy places the organism in Eukaryota, Metazoa, Chordata, Actinopteri, Cypriniformes, Cyprinidae. The annotation marks the transcript as partial. Gene Ontology annotation, molecular function: extracellular matrix structural constituent; protein-macromolecule adaptor activity. The transcript has 5 exons. Gene Ontology annotation, biological process: fibrinolysis; platelet aggregation; blood coagulation, common pathway.